Bactrocera tryoni is the source of this 767-nucleotide messenger RNA. RefSeq lists its product as uncharacterized. NCBI's taxonomy places the organism in Eukaryota, Metazoa, Arthropoda, Insecta, Diptera, Tephritidae. The transcript has a single exon. The record is from RefSeq and is a predicted model, not a curated record. The coding region runs from base 95 to 667 and encodes 190 amino acids.
GUACCAUCAUAAAGAUUUACCGUGUAUGUAUUGCUUAUGGUAUUUUACAAACAUUUUGUAAUUUAGGGGAACGAGUAUUCUACAUAUUUGUGCAAUGUCUUACUUAUUAACUGAAAUAGCUCUCGAAAUGCUUGGAUAUAAGUUUUAUGAUAUUGAUGGGAGUUUCGGUCCUACUAAUUUUCAACAAAAUACUGCUGGACAACAGAGUCAGACGAAAGAAAUAUAUACUGAAUCUUUGCAAAAUGUUAUGGUGUUAGAUACGGAAAAUGAAAAUAAUACUACUACCUCCAAUGAAAGGAAGUGUGAUGAAAAUACAAAAUCGGAUGAUUCCUCUGAUAUAGCAGAAAGAAAUUAUGGGCAAAUAAGGACGUUCUCAGCAGGCUUAAAGAAGCUUUUGGAUCUCGAAUAUGACCGACUUCGAAGUCAGGUAGAACAGACAAUGCAAUGUGAAGCUGUUCGUAUUGUUGAUGCAAACCUGAAUGGGUUACAAGAAAAAAAUGGCUCUGACGAUGGGUUGAAAAUAUUUAUACGCAAAGAGAAAGAAAAAUUAAAAACCGAAGCUCAUACUCUUAAAUCUUUUCGAAAUUUGGUGGAAAAAAGCACAUUCAAAAUGAACCCGGAUGUUUUCAGACAGUAUGAGAGAGUAUUUGUUGGUAGUAAUAAAUAAGUCAGCAGUCAGCUGUAGUUUUAAGUGAUUUAAUCAGUUUAAUAUAAGUUUGAUGUAUUAUAUUGUUUGCAGAAUACAUGCCCUAACCCAUAUACAUACA